Molecule: messenger RNA, 1218 nt
Organism: Cheilinus undulatus (humphead wrasse)
Lineage: Eukaryota; Metazoa; Chordata; Actinopteri; Labriformes; Labridae
Gene: exosc2
Product: exosome component 2
Exons: 9
Coding region: 29-910 (293 amino acids)
Biological process (GO): CUT catabolic process; nuclear polyadenylation-dependent rRNA catabolic process; exonucleolytic trimming to generate mature 3'-end of 5.8S rRNA from tricistronic rRNA transcript (SSU-rRNA, 5.8S rRNA, LSU-rRNA)
Cellular component (GO): nuclear exosome (RNase complex); cytoplasmic exosome (RNase complex)
Molecular function (GO): RNA binding
Source: RefSeq, a predicted model, not a curated record
GCGUAGAAGAAGAAGACGCGAAAGAAGCAUGGCUGCUGACAUGAGAUUACCAACUAUUCGAAAACAAGUAUCUCUAUCAGAUUCUGCUUUUGAUAGAAAAGAUCUUGUCGUACCUGGAGAUGUCAUCACCACAGAUACUGGUUUCAUGAGAGGUCAUGGCACCUAUGUUGAAGAUGACAAGCUGACAGCAUCAGUUGCCGGAGAGGUACAGAGGGUAGACAAAUUGAUCUGUGUACGACCACUGAAGACAAGGUUUAAUGGGGAGGUUGGAGAUGUGGUUGUAGGGAGAAUCACAGAGGUACAACAAAAACGAUGGAAGGUUGAGACCAACUCCCGACUGGACUCUGUCCUCUUGUUGUCUUCUGUUAAUCUUCCUGGAGGAGAGCUGAGGAGACGAUCAGCAGAAGAUGAGCUUACCAUGAGGGAAUACCUUCAAGAGGGCGAUCUUAUUAGUGCUGAGGUGCAGUCUGUAUUCUCUGAUGGAGCCCUAUCACUUCACACCCGCAGUUUAAAGUAUGGAAAGUUGGGUCAAGGAGUGCUGGUACAAAUUUCUCCUUCACUGAUCAAGAGACAGAAGACACAUUUUCACAACCUGCCAUGUGGUGCAUCUAUCAUCCUGGGGAAUAAUGGUUUUGUGUGGUUGUAUCCAACUCCAGAGCACCAGGAGGAAGAGGCUGGGGGCUUCUACACCAGCCUUGAGCCUGUUAGCCUAUCAGACAGAGAAGUGAUUUCUCGUUUGAGGAACUGUUUACUGGCUCUGGCUGCACACAAGUUCCUUUUGUAUGACACCAGUGUUCUCUAUUGCUAUGAAUCUUCAAUUCAACACCAGGUCAAAGACAUCCUGAAGCCAGAGGUGAUGGAGGAGAUUGUGAUGUUGACUCAACAGAAGCUGCUGGAACAGGAAGGUUAAAGAGCACAGCUCACAACUGUGGCCUUGUUAAAACACCAAGAUUACAUCAAACAGCUUCAAAAGGGACCACGUUUGCAAGGAGGGAACUGGUCUUUAUUCAGGGCCCCUUCAGUAUUGUGACAGUCUGUUGUAUGAUUAAAUUUGAUCUGUUUGACAUAUUUUGGAAAGGACUUUUAAAGUCCUGCCACAUUUAAAAUCACUAGAGCAGCUGGACCGAAGUAUUACAAAGGUAUAGUGGAACAUUUUUAAUAAUAUGUGGUGUUGUCGGAAAAAGAAUGUUGUAUGCAAUAAAUUUUCUAUAAAAUUCA